Messenger RNA from Paramecium sonneborni, 1584 nucleotides. NCBI's taxonomy places the organism in Eukaryota, Ciliophora, Oligohymenophorea, Peniculida, Parameciidae. The record is from the annotation of a GenBank genome assembly.
CACACACUUGUAUAAAUUUAAUAAAAAAUGGAUACAGUAUAAUAUUCAACAUCAGUGAAGGAUAUUAAUAAAAACUAUGUAGAAGCAUAAUAUGCUGUAAGAGGAUUAGUACCAUCGACAGCAGCAAAGAUUUAAGAAGAAAUAAAGAGUGGUAAAUAAUAUCCAUUUGAAUCAAUAACUGAGUUGAAUAUUGGCAAUCCAUAAACAUUUGGAUAGAAGCCAAUAUCAUUUAAUAGAAGUGUAUUAGCAAGUAUGUUGGACCCAUCAAUUCUUGAACAUUAAUCAGAAGAUGUUCAAAGAAGAGUUAAACAUUAUUGUGAUAAGAUUGGUUUUCAAAUAGGUGCUUACAGUUAAUCUCCAGGAUAUCCAGUUGUAAGAGAAGCUAUAGCUAAGUAAACCAAUUUACAUUAAUAUAUUAUAGUUUUAUUCAAAAAAGAGAUGCCACAGAAACUAAACCAAGUAUCAAUGAUAUCUUGUUAACAGAUGGAGCAUCAGCAGGAAUAACUUUGAUGUUUAAUUUAUUAUUAAAGGAUAAUUAAGAUGGAGUCAUGAUUCCUAUUCCAUAAUAUCCACUUUAUUCAGCAGUGAUUACCUAAUGUGGAGCUUAAUAAAUUCCAUAUUAUCUAGUUGAAGAAAAAGGAUGGUCUGCUGAAUAAACUGAAUUAGAAGCCUAAUAUGAAAAAGCUAAAUCAAAUGGAAUCAAUCCAAGAAUUUUAGUAUGCAUCAAUCCAGGAAAUCCAACAGGUUAAGUUUUCGAUUAAAAGAGCAUUGAACAAAUGAUUAGGUAAUAUUAUAUAAUAUUCUUUAGAUUUGCAUCUGAAAAAAAAAUUGUUAUUUUUGCAGAUGAAGUAUAUUAAGAAAAUAUUUAUGUGGAAAAUAAAAAAUUCAUUUCUUUUAGAAAAGUAGCUUUAGAAUUGAAUUUAAAUGUAGAAAUAUAUUCAUUCCAUUCUAUAUCUAAAGGUAUAACUGGUGAAUGUGGACUUAGAGGUGGCUAUAUGGAAAUAACAACCAAAGUAGAUCCUGAUGUACAUUUCUAAAUUCAUAAAUCUAAAAGUAUCACUUAUCGUAUAAUAUAAAUAGCUGUCAUGCUUUGCUCUAAUACUAUUGGUCAAUUAAUGACUGGCUUAAUGGUAACACCACCCACUAAAUAAGAAGGAUGUUCUGAUCUAACUAUUUAAAGAUAUAAUUAAGAAUGCCAUGAUCUAUUUACAAGUUUAUAAAGAAGAGCUGCUAUUGUCACAUAAUUUUUAAAUGAUACUAAUGGAGUUUCAUGUUAACCAAUUGAAGGAGCCAUGUAUGCCUUCCCUAAAAUUGAAUUACCAGGUAUUAAUACACUUAUAUAUUUAGAUAAAUUCAUUCAAUUUGCAAAAUAAUCAAAUUAAGAACCAGAUGUUCGUUAUUGUUUAGAUUUAUUAUAAGAAACGGGUUUGGUUGUAGUUCCAGGUUCAGGUUUUCUUCAAUUUCCAGGUACAUAUCAUUUUAGAAUGACCAUCUUAAUUUUACCAGAAGAAAAAUUAUUAGAUAAAAUGAAAAUAUUCAAAUAAUGGCAUGAAACUCAUAUGGCAAAAUUCCAAUGAUUUUAAU